Messenger RNA from Paracoccidioides brasiliensis Pb18, 1530 nucleotides. RefSeq lists its product as uncharacterized. The coding region runs from base 1 to 1530 and encodes 509 amino acids. The transcript is spliced from 5 exons. Gene Ontology annotation, cellular component: fungal-type vacuole membrane. Gene Ontology annotation, biological process: amino acid transmembrane transport. The record is from RefSeq and is a predicted model, not a curated record. Gene Ontology annotation, molecular function: L-glutamate transmembrane transporter activity; L-lysine transmembrane transporter activity; L-tyrosine transmembrane transporter activity.
AUGGAUACCGAAGCAUCGCCGGAUGGGAUAGCUGUUGGUGCUUCUUACAGCAGGAGUCGUCGCAGGGGAAGACGACACCAUGCGGGCAAGAGAGAAGUCGGAGGAACCGGACAGGCAAGUUGGAUCAGCAGCGUUAUCAAUCUGCUGAAUACGAUUAUCGGUGCCGGUGCUCUGGCAAUGCCAAAUGCCCUCGCGCGCAUGGGAAUCACACUCGGUGUCAUUAUUAUCCUAUGGUCUGGAAUCGCGGCUGGUUUCGGCCUGUACCUGCAGUCUCUAUGUGCACAGUAUCUGGACAGAGGGUCCGCAUCCUUCUUUGCGCUCUCUCAGUUAACCUAUCCGAAUGCUGCGGUAAUUUUUGAUGCCGCAAUCGCUAUAAAAUGCUUUGGUGUUGGUGUAAGUUACCUGAUUAUCAUCGGCGAUCUCAUGCCUGGAGUUGUCGAGGGCUUCGGUGCGAAUUAUGCUGGAAUGGACUUUUUACUUGAUCGUCACUUUUGGGUUACAGCGUUUAUGUUGGUUGUUAUUCCGCUUUCAUUCCUAAGACGUCUGGAUUCAUUGAAAUAUACAAGCGUUAUUGCUUUGACAUCUAUUGGCUACCUUUUGGUGUUGGUUGUGGCCCACUUUAUCAAGGGAGACACGAUGCAUGAGCGAGGCGCUAUAAACUACUUCAAAUGGCAGAGCGGAGUGUCAGCGCUAAGCGCAUUUCCCGUCAUGGUGUUUGCGUACACCUGUCAUCAAAAUAUGUUCUCAAUCCUGAACGAAAUCUCCAAUAGCUCUCACUUCAGGACCACAGUCGUGAUCUUCGUUAGCAUUGGCAGCGCGGCCAUGACGUAUGUUCUCAUCGCAAUCACGGGAUAUCUAUCAUUCGGGAACAACGUUGGAGGUAACAUUGUCGGGAUGUACUUGCCAUCAUUGUCAUCAACAAUAGCGCGGGCGGCCAUCGUGGUCCUCGUGAUGUUUUCCUAUCCUCUUCAGGUUCAUCCUUGCAGAGCAUCGCUAGACGCCGUUUUAAAAUGGUGCUUGAACCCUAAAGCGCCAACCACCGUUGCCAACGUCUCACCAAAUCGCAACCCUCUCCUUCCAAGACCAAAUAGAGCCCAUGAUCCCAUGGGAGAUGCCCGCUUCGCAAUUCUCACCACCAUCAUCCUUGUUUUGAGCUUCGUCGUCGCCAUGACCGUGUCAUCCCUCGAGUCCGUGCUAGCCUAUGUUGGAAGCACUGGUAGCACCAGCAUCAGCUUCAUCCUACCUGGCUUGUUCUACUACAAGAUCUCCUCCCCUGAAUCUGCCAUACACCAGCAAUUAAUGAAAGAAGACGACGAGGCAGAGGACGACGUAUCUGAUAAUGGUGCGGAAAACGAAGGCCUUCUCAGCGCCAGUGGUUUACUGUCGGCUAGCGGGAUCUUAGGACUCAACAAUCGUCAAUGGCGAAAGGCUCUGUUGCGCAAGCUGAGUCUAAGCCUUGCUAUAUACGGAGUUGUUGUGAUGAUUGUUUGCCUUAUUACCAAUACCUUCUUCCUCGCCUCUCACCAAUAA